Molecule: messenger RNA, 3448 nt
Organism: Acanthochromis polyacanthus (spiny chromis)
Lineage: Eukaryota; Metazoa; Chordata; Actinopteri; Pomacentridae
Gene: fynb
Product: FYN proto-oncogene, Src family tyrosine kinase b
Exons: 14
Coding region: 253-2022 (589 amino acids)
Biological process (GO): T cell receptor signaling pathway; protein phosphorylation; cell differentiation
Cellular component (GO): extrinsic component of cytoplasmic side of plasma membrane
Molecular function (GO): ATP binding; signaling receptor binding; non-membrane spanning protein tyrosine kinase activity
Source: RefSeq, a predicted model, not a curated record
CAGCGGGUUCAUUGUGGCCCUGCAGAGCUAACGCCAUCACACGCAGCGGCUACGACGAGCAGCACGGCGACAUCAGGGCCACCACAGCAGCGCAGUCCGUAUUACUGUCAAAUUAUUUCACUAUAAGGGCAAUGGAAUACAGCGCUGCGGAUUAUUAGACGCGUCCUAACCGGGCCUCUGUUUUGGCGGCGCACAAAGCAAUGUGGAGGAAAUAAAGAUCCUGAUACGCUGAAAAACCAGAGAUUAUAGAUAAUGGGCUGUGUGCAAUGCAAGGAUAAGGAGGCAACCAAACUCACAGACGACAGAGACACCAGCAUCUCCCAGGGAGCCGGAUACCGUUAUGGGGCCGACCCGACGCCGCAGCACUACCCCAACUUUGGGGUCACCGCUAUCCCUAACUACAACAACUUUCACGCCCCCGUCGGGCAGGGGAUGACCGUCUUUGGAGGUGUCAGCACUUCCUCUCACACUGGAACACUGAGGACUCGUGGUGGGACGGGAGUCACCCUCUUUGUGGCACUUUAUGACUAUGAGGCACGGACAGAAGAUGACCUCAGCUUCAGGAAAGGAGAAAGGUUCCAGAUUAUCAACAGCACUGAAGGGGACUGGUGGGACGCUCGCUCGCUCACCACCGGUGGCAGCGGCUACAUUCCCAGUAAUUACGUGGCUCCAGUGGACUCCAUCCAGGCUGAAGACUGGUACUUUGGUAAACUGGGCCGUAAGGAUGCAGAGAGGCAGCUGCUGUCCACUGGUAACCCUCGAGGCACCUAUCUCAUCCGAGAAAGUGAAACCACAAAGGGUGCCUUCUCCUUGUCCAUACGGGACUGGGACGAUGUGAAAGGAGACCACGUCAAACAUUAUAAGAUCCGCAAGCUGGACAGCGGCGGCUACUACAUCACCACCAGGGCUCAGUUCGACACAUUGCAGCAGCUGGUUCAGCACUACUCAGACCGAGCUGCCGGGCUUUGCUGUCGCUUGGUGGUUCCCUGCCACAAAGGGAUGCCCCGCCUCGCCGACCUGUCCGUCAAAACCAAAGACGUGUGGGAGAUCCCACGGGAGUCGCUGCAGCUGAUCAAGCGCCUCGGGAACGGGCAGUUUGGGGAGGUCUGGAUGGAGAGUGCGGAUGGUUUGUGCUUUCAUUUAACCGGCGUGUGUGUGAACUACAUCCCUGACACUGUGGGCUUGAGUCAUGAUGCCUGGGAGAUCAACAGAGACGAACUUGAGUUGGAAGUAAAGCUGGGCACGGGAUGUUUUGCUGAUGUGUUUUAUGGAACGUGGAAUGGCACCACGAAGGUUGCGGUGAAGACUCUGAAGCCUGGCACCAUGUCCCCCGAGUCCUUCCUGGAGGAGGCUCAGAUCAUGAAGAAACUGCGCCACGAUAAGCUGGUGCAGCUCUACGCCGUGGUGUCCGAGGAACCCAUUUACAUCGUCACAGAGUACAUGGGCAAAGGAAGCCUGCUGGACUUCUUGAAGGAUGGAGAAGGACGAGGGUUGAAGCUGCCUAACCUGGUGGACAUGGCAGCACAGGUUGCAGCCGGCAUGGCCUACAUUGAGAGGAUGAACUACAUCCACAGAGACCUUCGCUCUGCCAACAUCCUGGUGGGAGACAACCUGGUGUGUAAGAUCGCCGACUUCGGCCUGGCCAGGCUCAUCGAGGACAACGAAUACACAGCUCGGCAAGGUGCAAAGUUCCCCAUCAAGUGGACCGCCCCGGAGGCUGCGCUGUACGGCAAGUUCACCAUCAAGUCGGACGUCUGGUCAUUCGGCAUCUUGCUGACGGAGCUGGUCACCAAGGGUCGGGUGCCUUACCCAGGCAUGAACAACCGCGAGGUGCUGGAGCAAGUGGAGCGGGGCUACCGGAUGCCGUGCCCCCAGGACUGCCCCAGCUCGCUGCACGAGCUGAUGCUGCAGUGCUGGAAGAAGGACGCCGAGGAGCGGCCCACCUUCGAGUACCUGCAGGCCUUCUUGGAGGACUACUUCACAGCCACCGAGCCUCAGUACCAGCCCGGGGACAACCUCUAAACCCGCCUCCUCUCCUCUCUCUCCGGGACUCGGGGUCGGCCGGGGGCUGGGGGCAGGACUGGCCCGAGCAGUUCUGUUUAAAAAAAAAAAGACUCUGGAGCCUUCCCAGCCGGGCCUUUUCAUUUUAGGGAUCUGUACAGCUUCCUCAGCUCAGCUCGAGCAUUUCAGUUCCAACUCCUACAAACACAACCUUCAGUCUCAGAGGCGCCCCCUGGAGUCUGAACUCUGUUAAUUAGGGAAGUGGAUGGAUGGACGGCGUUAACUGGGGUCGUGCUAACGCAAUGAAACACCUGUAUUCAGUGUAAAUAAGAAAAGCUUGUUUUAGUUUGUCUGCUUCCGUUCGAGAUUUUAUUUUCUCCUGCACAAAAACAAUAAUAAUGAUGAUAAAAACGAUGGAGGCAAAAGGAAGACAAGCACCUGAGCAGGCACACUUAAUCUGUAUUAUACUGUAGCGCCUCGAUUAUUUUCUAGAGAUUGAAUUUGGAAGCCUCGAUAUAUUUUUUUUCUUAUUAUUUCCCAUAACAUCUAAGAAAAUUCACCCCCAGAACAUUGCUUUAUUCUUGACUUUUUUAUAUGUAGUAUUGCAGAGGUUUCUCCAGAUGUGCAUGACGCAGAUCUCCAUCAGCUUUAUUUCUUCUUCCUCCCCACCAUUAAAGCUUCCUCAGAGCGCUAGUUGUUAAACUACUGCUGGUUCUUUUACAAACCACAUGUCAUGUUUUUGUAAAAUCACAGCCAAGUGUGUAUGGAUUUUUUUGAACAUAUCCCUCCUCGCUUAUUUGAGAAGAUUCGGGUGGAAAUGUUUCCGUCUUCCUACCACAAGUGUUUUGUUUUUUUUUUAUUUUGUUUAGUUGGAAGAAGAGAAAGGAGUUAAUUUAAGAAGUCUAUCUUUAUUUGAGCUGUCAUUCCGGGGCCUCACCUCGUCAUCGGGAAUCUUAAUUUCGGAGGGACGUCGAUGCAAACUGUGGCUUUUCACCUCAUCUCCUGCACGACCUUCUCUCGAGCCUGCAGCUGAACCUGGACCACCUUACCUCCUGAGUUACUUCUGCUUUUAUGUUUUACUGACACGAUUAUAUUCAGUAUUGAGUCUUUGGUUUUUACAGAGUAUGUUUUUAUUCAGCCCUUUUAAGUGAUCCUUUAAGCUGUACUGUACAUUCAGGGGAACUCUGGGGGCAAAUUCAGGUGACAAUAAGAACAAGGUCUGAAUGUGUCAUGAACUGAACCCAGCCCUGACCUGGUCCUAAUGCAGAUGGUUUCACGGCCAAUGGAAACCCCUCAUUUUUCAGUUGUACAGCUAAAUGGUUUUUAAGUGUCGCUAACUUCCCUCCUUUGUAUCUUUUCAUUUCCAUUUUUUAACAUUACUCGUUUUGUUUAUUCAGUGAUUUGGCGUUUGGAAUUCAGAAAAGACCAAUAAACAUUUUACACUCUU